Symbiodinium sp. CCMP2592 is the source of this 651-nucleotide messenger RNA. Lineage: Eukaryota; Dinophyceae; Suessiales; Symbiodiniaceae. The record is from the annotation of a GenBank genome assembly.
AUGUUGAUUAUCGACGACGAGGAGAAUGGUGACUCACCUGAUUUGGGUGCAGCCAGCGCGGCUGUGGCUGCUGCUGUGGAUGAUGAUGAUGAUGAUGAUGAUGAUGCCUUAGAUUUUGGCAAGCCGGCAGCUCCUGAUAGGUCCUCCUCGGCCCGCCCGGUUCAGAAAACGAACACAGCAUCGACGAGAAUCACCGAAGAGGUUGAGGAUGACUAUGUUCCUUUAUGCUUUGGUGCUGUAGGAGACUCCAAGCCGGAAUCAGCAGCCCUGGCAACUGCAGCUCCAACAGAUGUUCCGAAGAAGAAGAAGAGAAAAGCCUCCUCGUUGUCCGGGACUGCCAAAGCGGGAGGCAGCAAGCCGAAGCCUGGGAAAAUGGUCCAGCGGGUGCGAUCAAUAAAGAAAAGGUCUGGUCAGAGGGAGGAACCAGACCCACGUUCUGCUUCUGAUAUCGAUGCAGAAGUUCAGCAACUUUUCAAGACGGGAGGUCUUGUGGCAGUGGGCUUGGAUUCCAAGCAGGGUGAGGAUGUGACAGACCCGGCAAUUUUGGACAAGAUUUUGUCGUGGAUCAAGGCGGGGCUCAUACUGGCUGUGGCCCAGCUGAAGUAUGCAGCACAUCACAGAGUGUUGCAUGGAAGUUCCAUGGGUCAUUGA